CAUUGUUCAACAACUACUAUAAUGGCAGCAAAAAGGCAAUGUUCGUAUCCUAUUUAACUCUUUAUUACUCACUUCUUUCAUUACUCCCUCUGGUACGCCCACCCUUUUACAGCAAAUGUUUCCUCUGCUCUCUAUUUUCGUUAUUAUUCUUGGGCUUCUUAAACAACUGCCCAUGUCCCUGUCUCUCCCUGAACCUCAACAAAAUGAACAGGCGCAACCCCUUUUGCAACCAACUCAGUGCAAUGAGAAAUGUGGGAGCUUUAAUAUCUCUUUCCCAUUUUAUUUGAACACUUCAUGUGGGUCGGUUUCUGAUGCUUUUCAUCUCUCAUGCUCCAACUCCACCAUUCCUUUCCUCAAUAUUGCUUCUGAAAGCUAUCGGAUUCUCGAAUUCUUCACUGAUGGUGUACUGGUCGACUUUCCAGGUCUCUCUUCCUGUCGUCAGUAUAAGGAUUUGCAUGCCUUCAGUUUUUCCAGAAGUAAUUACUUCAGCGUGUCGGUUGACAAUGUCAUUGGGUUGUAUGAUUGCGAGGAUUCUUCUUUAUGCAAAGCAGAAUGCGAAACAAUUAACAUGCCCGGUUGUGAUGGCAGUGAUGCUUCCCCUGCCUGCUGCUAUCCACUUUCUGAUCAUAGUAUAUGGCAUAUUGGAGAUGGCUUUACCGUUUUUUCCAAGUUUGGGUGCAGAGGGUUCGGAAGUUGGGCUGUUCUGAGGGGGGCUAGUGCAGGUAAGCGUGGAGUUAAGUUGGAAUGGGCUAUUCCAAGGAAUUCAUCAAGGGGAGCAUGUGCUAGCAAUGGAUAUAUUGUGAAUGCUACAGGAAUUGAAGCAGGGGUAAGGUGCUUGUGUCAAGAUGGGUUUUCUGGCGAUGGAUUUGCAAAUGGAGUAGGGUGCUUGAAGUCAUGCAUUAAGGACGGACGGGAAGCAUUCGGGACUGACUGCUACGAUAAACAAACCAGUGGAAGGAAAGUCGUGAUUGUGGCUGGAGUUCUGGCUUCGGUUCUGAUAGUUGCCUCAUUGACUGCACUUCUCUAUCUAAUCAAGCGGCAUGUUAAGCAGGGGAAAUUUGACACGGACCAGGCAUACUUUCACAGCACCAUCUCAUUCCGCAAAGCAUGUAGGACUCGAUUAUUCAAUUACCAUGAGCUGGAUCAUGCCACUAAAGGGUUUGAAAAGGGUCAAACACUUGCAGCUGGCAGUAAUGGUUCAAUUUAUGCCGGGAUUCUUGGGGAUAGAUCCCACAUAGCUGUGCUUAAGUUACACUGUGACAAUGAAAGAGAUUUACUUCAAGUUCUAUCCCAAAUCGAGGUGUUAUCCCUCAUUCAACACCGGAAUAUAGCUCGUCUCCUUGGAUGCUGUAUCGAUGCUGGCUAUGCCCCACUUGUGGUCUAUGAGUAUCCUGCAAAUGGUACUUUGGAGGAACAUUUACUUCAUAGUAGAGAACAUAACAUUGGUCUUGACUGGUACAAGAGGUUGCACAUUGCGGCUGAAACAGCUAGUGUUCUUGCAUUCCUGCAAAGUGAGAUUUCUCCUCCCAUCUACGACCAUUAUCUCAGAUCCAGUUGCUUGUUUUUAGACGAUGAUUUUUUAGUGAAGAUUGCCGGGCUCGGUCUACUCACCUCAAGCAUUGGGAAUGGGUCUGAUUUGCACAAAAGUGAUGUUUAUAACUUGGGAGUUCUUCUUCUCCAGAUUAUUUCAGGCUCAAAUCACUUUGACAUGCCAACUGUAGCUUUGAAAAAAAUAAAGUGUGGAAAGCUAGAGGAGAUUGUGGAUCCAUUCCUUUAUUAUCACGAGCAACCGCCUUUUCGUCGAGAGCAAAUAGAGAUAGUUGCAGACCUUGCAACGAGGUGUUUGUUGUUUGGUAGAGAUGGAAAACUUGGUAUGAUGGAUGUUGCAAGGGAGUUGGUACAUAUUACUAAAGAAAGCAUUGAUGGAGGUAGUGGGAGGGGUCCUGCUCUAGAGGAAACAUUUUCGAAUUCCAGCCUCCUCCAAAUGAUAUCAAUGUCUCCUGAUUCUAUACACGUUCCCUGAAUCGUUCAAAAUUGGUUGUUCAUGUCAGCAACAAAAAGCUGAGACUCUACUGAAUUUGGGAACUCAAUUUAAGGAUGUGAAUGUCGCUGAUUCUGCUAGUGUGUGUAACUUGCAUGUGUAAACAUGUGUAUGUUUUUCAGAGAUUCUAAGAAAAUUAAGAACAUUUGUAAAAUUAGAAGAAGAUGAAUAUUACGGGUCUUGUCAGGGAUUUUAUUUUUUGUAAGUGGAUGGGAAGGAAUCA
Molecule: messenger RNA, 2264 nt
Organism: Juglans regia (Persian walnut)
Lineage: Eukaryota; Viridiplantae; Streptophyta; Magnoliopsida; Fagales; Juglandaceae
Product: probably inactive receptor-like protein kinase At2g46850
Exons: 3
Coding region: 116-2023 (635 amino acids)
Biological process (GO): protein phosphorylation
Molecular function (GO): ATP binding; polysaccharide binding; protein kinase activity
Source: RefSeq, a predicted model, not a curated record